UCACUGGGAAACCCACAAGCAGAUGUGAUAGUGGAGUGAUGGAGAGACUGGACACAGAUGCAAAUGACCUGACACUGCACUGAACAAUACAUCAAGAGUGGCUGGUACUGAAAAGAUGGUGGGGCUGAGAAACCGUUCUACAUGGGAACCACUGUUACUCAAAACCUCCUGCAUCAAGUCUUGUGCCAACGGGUGCUCCAUGGGUAUUACUGCACACCUUACGUACGUCAAUGCCGACACAGAGUCUGUGGAAGGUGUGUUUGUGUACCCUCUGGGUGAAAAGGAGGUUGUGGUGGGCUUUGAAGCUGUGAUUGCGGGCCGGCUGGUGGGAGUGCAGAUCCAGAGCCGAGAGAAGCUGAAGGACUGUUGUUUGGAUUGCUGCCAUGGAUCUGGACUUGAUGGGAGCGGUCGGGAGUGGGGCUGCUGUGGAACGUCCAGCCUGGACAUACAAUGCACCAAUGGACAUCUCAUCCUGGAUGAGGACCUGGAAAGAACUACUUUCAUCAUUGGCUGUGGGGUCAUUGGACCCAUGGAUAUAGUGUCCGUCAUCAUAAGCACCACACUAGAACUACCAACAUUGGAAAACGGUGCAAUCCGGAUCAUCUACCCAACACUGCUUACUCCGGUUGUCACUGGCCAGAUGACUCAUAGCAAGAGUGAGAAUGGAGGAAAAUCUGAGGCCUCUGGGGCGACCAGCUGUUUUGGUGCCGCAUCAGGAAAACAAGAUCAGGCUUUAAAUUCUCAUCAACAAUGCUCCCACACCAUCUUCACCAGUCCAGCUGCCAACCUGGCUCCCUAUGAACUCAACUUCCAGCUCUUGGUCAGAGGAGCUUGUCUGCUAGCUGGACUAGAGAGCCCCACUCAUGCUCUGAGGGCAGAUGCAGACCCCAGCGCCCAAAGUGCCUCUGCCACCUACAUCACCUUGGCACAGGAGCAUCCAUAUGACAGAAACAUAGAGAUCAUUUUACACCUCAGUGAACCUCACAGUCCGCUGGUGAUCUUAGAAAGAGGCCGACUCUCCUUCAGCCAGUACGAACAGCAGCUCUCUUCCCGCAGGGACUUCAUUCGCUGCGCUCGCAAAAAUUCAGAGACUGAAAAAAAGCUGGAGUUUGUGAGGAGACGUUACCAUAAGGACAUCCUCUGUAACCCCGUCUUGAUGCUCAAUUUCUGCCCUGACUUGCUGUACGAACCUCUGGAGCUGCACAAAGCCACCAGAGAGUUGCUGUUCCUUGUUGAUCGAAGUGGCAGCAUGAGUGGCACUAACAUCCGCCGUGUAAAGGAAGCCAUGGCGCUGGCCCUCAAGAGUCUGCCCUCUGGUACAAUGCUCAACAUCGUUGGAUUUGGCACGACUGUCAAGCCUCUAUUCACCUCCAGCAAGCUUUGCACAGAUGUAAUUCUGAUGCAAGCCUACGAGUAUGUCCAGAGGAUGAGAGCGGAUAUGCGAGGUACCAACCUGGCGGGAGCCCUGACCUGGCUCUACCAGCAGCCCAUGCAGCGCUCAUAUCCUCGUCAGGUCUUCAUCAUCACAGACGGGUCCAUCAGUAAUGUGGCCAAAGUGCUGGAGUUGGUACGCAGAAACACAUGUGCUGGCAGAUGUUUCGGCCUAGGUCUUGGUCCUCGGGCAUGCAAGAGACUCUUGCAGGGCAUUGCAAAACUGACGGGAGGGACUACAGAGUUCUUGGAUGAGGAGGAAAGACUCCAACCCAAGUUAAUCAAGUGUCUGAAAAAGGCCUUUGAGCCUGUUCUGACUGAUGUUCGGAUUGACUGGUAUCUGCCAGAGAACAUGGAGGCUCUUCUCUCCCCCAGUGAAAUCCCUCCACUCUACCCCGGUGAUCGCCUCGUUGGUUAUUGCACUCUUUAUGACAUGUCACAUUUCAAAGCAAAGAAGACCGAGCCUCAAGGAUGGGACUAUACAGAUUUACAUCGUGGCUCUGUGGGUUCAGUUUUUGGCCACUCAAAUGACGAGUUUUCCCCUCCGUCUUCUGAGCUAAUGCCUGUGGCAUGUACGGAUGGCCCUGACCUGGAAGAGGCGCUUCGGGAAAUUUCCAGAGAAAUCUCUUCUGAGUUCUCCUGUGCCAAAGACACAGAUACUGGAACAAGUCCAGGCGUGGAGCUGGACUGGUCCAGUGAUAUAAGGAAAAGGAUACAGGAAACCUCAUACAUUCAGGAGCAGUACGUCCUCACACACUGCUCCCUUAGCUCUGAGCGCAGUCUCCAGACACAGUCACAGUCUCAAUCUCACAUACACGCCUCAAGCUCAGACUCGGCAGGCGGGGCCUUUCUGCCCAGCUCUCAUUCCUCUGGUCCAGUGUUGGAUACAAGGUCUCUACCGCAGGGACUAGAGAAGAUGCCCUCUCCAGAAAGUAGAUCAUCUUUGUCUCGUUGGGCAGACCCAGCAUGGCAGCAGAACCUUUCAGCUGAAACCCCUGACAAUGGGACAAAAAAGAAUGGGCACCUGGGUGGAGGCCUGGAGUCUCAUCGGAAACAGAAAGCUCUAGCCCGUUCUACCAUGGCGGCAAGGAGUUUCUCAUCCCCCCAGGGCGAGCUGGAGAUGCAUCGUCUGAGGAGAGCCCUGGAGAGGGUCUCGUUCGACCAAGCUUUGGGAGGUCGGCUGGAUGAAAGUGAUGGAGAAACAAAGCCUCCAUCAAGAGCGACACUGUCCCACAGAAGCCUCACUGAUUCCAAUGGGCUCUUGUUCCCGGCCUCUCCCCUGGACUGGGACAACCUCACAGACCCAGAGUAUCUCUUCAGCGCGGCUCCACCAGAAGACCCGCCCCCAGGUCAGUGUCGCUCCCUCAUCCAUGGCCACCUGAGUGGCCGGCCGGUGUCCUGGGAGGUGACCGUGGACCUGGGGCACCUCUGGGCCCCUGAGGGCCAGGAAGUCGCAGGGUUUGAGAGGUGUGGAGGAGACGAGGAAGAUGUAGGAAAACCGUGGGAGGAGAUUAUUCACCAACUGACUGCUCGCUCAGUCAUAAGAGACUUUGAGAAGAUGGCAGAGAAGGAGAGCGAAAAUGGAAACGGAUCAGCUAGGAGGCACCGUAUGAAGGCAAUCCAGACAAGUAAGCAUUGUAACAUCAUCUGUAUGUACACGGGCUUCACCACCAUUGACAGCAACUCCAACAGAAGCCUACAGGAGAACAUCGACAUCAGAAACACAGGGAUUCAUAUGGGGAACAGACAAAUUUCUCAUUCAGGCAGUCGCAAGCUGAAGCCCUAUUCUGUAGGUCUGGGUCGACGGCGGAUUAGCAGAGAAAGUGAGCAACUUGAAGACACCUGGAACUCAACAGACAAAGAUGACACUCCUGCUUCACCCUGUAGCAUGACAUCCUGGGACUCUAAUUUAGGUGGCAGUGGUUACUACACUGCAGCUCCUGCAGCAACAGGCGCCUCAUGCAAUCGCUUGCAGCGAUCCAUUGAGAGUAAGUCCAUGGAGAGCUUCUUUGGCACCAGGUUCCCACUGGUUAGACUCAGGUCCUCCAUUUCAUCAGGAAAGCAGGUUCCUCUCAAGUCCCACUGUCUGUCUGCAGAGACGGACAAACAACCUGAAAGUGAAGCUCCAGACUACCUGCCCCUGGUCAAUCUGCAGCUGGCAUCAGGAGCUUUUCUACUGACAGAAAUCUACUCCGACUGUGUCCAGAUCCCCCUGGACCGUCUCAAAAGAGCAUCACCUUACAGUCUCCACCGCCGGAGCCUCAGCCCGGCCUUCCGCUGUACAUCCCCUAGUGCUCCCUCCUUAUCGACUGCUGCCAGAGCUCCCACAACUCACCACGUUACCUUUUCUCCUUCUUCAUGCUCCCUUGCCAAAACGGCUGCUCCUCCUUUCCAUCACACCCCUGACGACACCGCUCUGAUUUUGGAGUCGAGGUUUCUGCGUCGACACCUAUCUGACCGAGAUCCUCCCACGUCACCCCCCGACCUGCCCAGCUCUGAGGAAGGCUCCUUGGAGCUGUCCGUCGGGCCCUCUCAGAGCCAAAGCUUCGGACAGGCAGACAGCGGCCGCGGGUCAGAGACCGAUGUGUGCGAGGGCUCCUUAGUGGAGCCAGCUGACCUUCAGGGCAGCAGCCAGCUGGCCAAGGAGGAUCUGGAGGGCUCGACCUGGGCCACUGCUGUGGCUCUGGCCUGGCUGGAGCACAGGUGUGCCGGCUAUUUCAUGGAGUGGGAGCUGGUGGCAGCAAAGGCAGACUUCUGGCUGCGCUGCCAGGAGCUGCCAGAGGGAGUGGACCUGGCAGCUCUCAGAGGGGCAGCCAGACAGCUAUUCCUGCUGCUGCGCCACUGGGAUGAGAACAUCAAACUUAACAUGCUGUGUUAUAACCCCAAUAACAUGUGAGACAAGUGCUCGUCACAGAUGAUAAUCAUUACACACUUUACAUGGAAAAGUUAAUGCUGUAUUUUAUUAACUGAUAUAAUCCAGUGCCAAAUCCAUUCUGAUUUUACAUGACCUAGACCGAGUGGCCUUUUAUUAUAACUCCGCUUUAUGCAAACACAGGAAUGCCUUGAUCAUCUGAAUAAGCUUUUUAUAGUUUAGACUUUAGCUUGAAGCCAAUGUAAUGCAUUACUGUGAUAAAUGCAUUAUUAUAAUAACUGUAAAAUCUGAAUGAAUAUUUGAUAAGCCAAUAAAAGCUGAACAUACAAAAUAAAAUGCCUUCUGAUUUACAUAGUUAUGAUGAAAUACAAAAAUAUAACUUCUUGUAAUUUGUAAAAAUGAAGAAAACUACAUGUCUUGCUGUUUCAGUGUCGCGCUUGCUUCACAUUAAAAUGAUGUGAACUGAUUACAGAGAAUGAAGUGAUUAAAACAGACAGAUAUAACUGUAUACAGCUUUGUUUCACACAUUUGUGAGAGGAAAAAAAAAAUGGACGGAUAAUAUGUUGGCCUAUGUUUGCUAAUAGUCAGACUAGGCCAGAGGAAAGUAGUGCUGAAUUUGUAGUAAAUUUACCAAUCCAGAACUUAAUUCUAGUUUUUUGUGUAAAAAUUCUUCAAUAUACCUCUUUCUGUAAACACAAGAUGCUUUGUGCACCAAU
Messenger RNA from Cololabis saira (Pacific saury), 5019 nucleotides. It is a transcript of the gene vwa5b2, whose product is annotated as von Willebrand factor A domain containing 5B2. Bases 116 to 4327 code for a protein of 1403 amino acids. The transcript has 22 exons. The record is from RefSeq and is a predicted model, not a curated record. Lineage: Eukaryota; Metazoa; Chordata; Actinopteri; Beloniformes; Belonidae.